Molecule: messenger RNA, 3925 nt
Organism: Paramormyrops kingsleyae
Lineage: Eukaryota; Metazoa; Chordata; Actinopteri; Osteoglossiformes; Mormyridae
Gene: nrgnb
Product: neurogranin (protein kinase C substrate, RC3) b
Molecular function (GO): calmodulin binding
Source: RefSeq, a predicted model, not a curated record
ACCAGGCUUGUUUAACCCAUUCGGGUUUCCGUAGUAAACACUUGCGCGUGGUCUGUUGCCUGGUAACAGCUGACAACGUCUCGUUUCUCAACUUUUGUUCUGGACGAAAUAAACGGAAUCAGGGGAUGUCCGUGCCUUUUUCCAACACCCACCUCCGCGUCCCCCGAGGCUUCGGAAACCUCCUGGUGGGACUGGCCAGAGAGAUCCUGAGAGACCAGCCCGAAGACAUACCCACCUUCGCUGCCCUCUAUUUCAAUGACCUCCUGAAAAAAAGAGCCGACAGUGGGAUGGAUCCUGCUGAGUGGGCUGCCAGGCUUGAAGACAGAUUCUACAACAAUCACUCAUUUAAGACGGAGCGGAGACCGGGUGGUGUCAGCGAAGAGCAUGGGACCGUGACAGCUGGCGCUGAAAUUGACGAGGUUGGAUCGCUCAGAAACAGAAGAGCGGAACCUGUCGUGCCCAUCAAGACGUCAGUGGUGUCAAGUGCCACCUUCGACGUAAUCAAGGGGGUGUCAGGUGCUGAAAAUGGGGCUGGCGAGAGGGCCCUUGGUGACGCAGGUGCAGCAGUGAGCAGGGUCGAACUGGAGGAUGAGCCCUCCCGCGAGGCCUCUUAUGGCGGUGUGGCCAAUGUGGACAUAUGUGCUCAAGAGCUGAGAGACCCGGAGGGGGUCAGGUCACUGGCUCUGGAUAGAGGCACCAUAGGAAGUGAUGUCUUGGAUGUUAUGGUUGCUGUGCCCCUGCUGACUGAGAGAGAGAAGUCUGAGGCUCAGGAUGAGGAUGUGGAAGCUGUAGGAGGAUAUGAGCAUCUUCUCCAGGAAUGGCGGGCUGAUGUUGACGAUGUUCUGCCAGAAAAGGAAGCCAAGGGAGGCCUCAGUUCUGGUUCCUGCUAUGAAAUACCUAAUUUAAAAGACCAUGCUGAGGAGGCUCUGGAUUUCUCUCAAAAGGGAGAAGACCUAGCUGGAGAAGAGGACAGGAUAAAGUACAUAGACCUGAGUGAGACAGGAGAUAUCAUGGAUACACUGUUAGAGAAAAAGAAGGCAGAGGAAGGAGACACAGUGGAGGGCGUUUUAGAAAGCUACACCCCCGCAGAAGGAGAGAGUGUCCUGGAUAUACAGGCAGGGAGUCAAAUGAAAGAAGAGCGUCUGCAAAGUGCUUCAGUGUCCUCUAACAUUGGAGAAGAUGAAGAGAGAGUCAAACAACAGUCUUUCACAAUUAACACCACAGAAUUGAUAUAUGGUAAUGAGCCUGUAGCCAUUGAUGAAGGGCCUUACCAGUUAAGUGUCCAUCCUGGGGUGGGGGGAGAUGAUAGACUUGAAGCGGACAGCCCUGACAUUGAGAGAAAGUAUGGGAAUGGAUGGACUGAAAGUUACAGAGCUGAGAUAAACAAGUAUGUUUUUGUUGAAGGUUCUGAAUGUGAAGAUGGGAGGGAGUGCAGCCCGGUGGGAGAUCUCCAAGUACAAGAUAAGGAGGAGAAUGAGGGCAUAGCUGAGGAGCCACAAGGAGAUACAUCUGAGCAGAGGGUGGGGCCACAGCCAAAGUCUGACACAGAGGAACACCUGCUUACGGUGGACCAACCAAUCACAGAAGAAUACCUUAUCUCAGAUGAACACACACUUACCAGAGAGCACUCAGUUACUCAGGACCAACCAAUCUCAGACAAAUACCUGACUGAGGAUGAACACCUGCUCACAGAGGAGCACUCGAUUGCAGAGGAACAACCAAUCACAGACAAAUACCUGACCAAGGAUGAGCAUCUGCUCACAGAAGAGCACUCAAUUACAGAGGAACAACCAAUCGCAGACAGAUACCUGAUCGAGGAUGAACACCUGCUCACAGAGGAGCACUUGAUUACAGAGGAACAACCAAUCGCAGACAGAUACCUAACCAAGGACAAACACCUGCUCACAGAGCAGCACUCGAUUACAGAGGAACAACCAAUCACAGACAAAUACCUGACUGAGGAUGAACACCUAUUUACUGAGGAGCACUCGAUUACAGAGGACCAACCAAUUGCAGACAAAUAUCUGACCAAGGACAAACACCUGCUCACAGAGCAGCACUCGAUUACAGAGGAACAACCAAUCACAGACAAAUACUUGACUGAGGAUGAACACCUACUCACAGAGGAGCACUCGAUCACAGAGGACCAACCAAUUGCAGACAAAUAUCUGACCGAGGAUGAGCUUCUGCUCACAGAUGAGCACUCAAUUACAGAGGAACAACCAAUCACAGACAAAUACUUGACUGAGGAUGAACACCUACUCACAGAGGAGCACUCGAUCACAGAGGAUGAACCAAUCACAGACAAAUACCUGACCAAGGGUGAACACCUGCUCACUGAGGGACAUUCGAUCACAGAUGAAUGCACACUCACAGAUAAAUAUCUGUUGACAGAAGAACAUCUGAUCACACAGGAUGAUGCUCCCUCAGAGCAAAACCUGGUCCCAGAAGAAACUGGAUGCCUGUCUCCUAGGCUCGAAAAGAGUGCCAGUGAAAGCAACCAAGAACAAGCCCCAGAGGAACGAGCAAAUGGUCUCCCCAACAUCUACAGUGCAAAGGACCACAAGGAUGAGUGCAACCAACCGCAGGAGGAGGACGUGAUGGACAUUCCCCUGGACGACCCCGAGGCCAACAAGGCAGCUGCCAAAAUUCAGGCUGGCUUCCGAGGACACAUGACCCGGAAGAAGAUGAAGGACGACAAGCCCAGGGAGGAGGUGAGCAGCACUGGGGAGGCGCUUAACGGCCGCCGGAGGGAUUCAGGAGCAGCAGGAUCAGAAGAAGUAGAAGGAGACGACACCUCCACCCCAGAACAGUGAGGUUCCGGAGCCCGGCGGAGCUUAGCACACCCACUGCAAUAACCAGAUCUCUUGUCUUAAAAUAGCUUUCCAUGUACGAAAUAAAGAAACUCCGAGUUGGAAGGGGGAUUGGGCUUUGUCGUACGAUCUGUGAACAUACUCACACUUUACUGCUUACUGUCCAGUGUGGAUAGAUGUCUGUGAUCUAAAAAAAAAAAAAAAAAAAAAACAUUUUAUAGCAUGUUUUUUUCUUAUCUUGGCGAAUGACCUCGGUGACCAAGUACUGCCUGAAUAUUAAGGAAGGCGCUUUUGCAAAGUUACAGAGAGGGCAAAAAACAAAAAAAAAAAAAGAAAAAUAACCCCGAAAUGUUUGACUGUUUUUAAAGAUGUUUUAUUUGAUUGCAACUUACUUUCAGUCCUGCACUUACUUAUGCAUCUGCUGUAACUUUUUUCAUUUUAUGGUUUUGAUCAGUUUGUUCUCGUUUGUGAAAUUCCUGUAAAGCCGUUCCCAUCAGAUGAACCAACUUUGUGUCACGGCACCAUGUGUGAGUAGGUUUGUCAUUAAUAAGCUCAAUCGGCCAGAAGUUCACACAAAUGCAGCCUGUCAGUCAUCUUAAUUAGCUAUUGUCUUCAUUAUUUAAUAUUACUCACAUGCACUAUAGAGAUUUGUUUUAGAUAAUGUUGGGUAUUGUUUGUGUAAAGGAAAGAGGCUUUCGAAGCGUAAGUACGUAGUCACACAGUCAUCUGAUGAAAGCAUAUGGAGGCCAGAUAAUUUCAUUUUCUUUCAGUUAUGUUCUGUAAAGAAUAUUGUUUUUCUAAAACAUGAGCAUGCGACAUUAAAGUGUUUCGUAAGCCAGUGUUUAGUUCUGUCUACGGAGAAUUAGAAUUUGAGCUCCUUCUGUGAUUUUCAUGGGCACCAGAAAACAUACUCUGUAUGUGAAACUUCAACCUUGGUCUCAUCUUUUACUUGAAGCAGAUGGGUGAGAUAGCGAUUGUAUCAAAUCAGUUAGACAACAAUAUGUCGGCAUGCUGCACGUUCAACCUGGGUGGACUUUCUUACCUGCUGCAUUCUUUAAAGGACUAACACCUGUUUGAAAAAUUAAUAAAUAAAAAGGAAACUGUUGCCAGUU